This is a messenger RNA of Uncinocarpus reesii 1704, 204 nucleotides long. Its product is annotated as translocase SEC61 complex gamma subunit. The transcript has 2 exons. Gene Ontology annotation, cellular component: Ssh1 translocon complex; membrane. Gene Ontology annotation, molecular function: transmembrane protein transporter activity. The coding region runs from base 1 to 204 and encodes 67 amino acids. Lineage: Eukaryota; Fungi; Ascomycota; Eurotiomycetes; Onygenales; Onygenaceae. The record is from RefSeq and is a predicted model, not a curated record. Gene Ontology annotation, biological process: protein targeting; post-translational protein targeting to membrane, translocation.
AUGUCCGACACGUUCCAGGAAUUGGCUGAUAUCCCCAAGGAUUUCGUCAAAGAUGGCAUGCUCUUCGUAAACCGCUGCACGAAACCGGACAAGCGCGAGUUCCUCAAAAUCAGUCAGGCGGUUGGAUUUGGUUUCCUUAUCAUGGGAGCUAUCGGAUACGUUAUCAAAUUAAGUCAGUUCCCUCUACCUUUCCCGAGCCAUUGA